Molecule: messenger RNA, 1335 nt
Organism: Paramisgurnus dabryanus
Lineage: Eukaryota; Metazoa; Chordata; Actinopteri; Cypriniformes; Cobitidae
Source: RefSeq, a predicted model, not a curated record
GGGAUGCUGGGGGUAUUUGCAGCUCUUACCAGGGCAGUAAGAGAGGGUUAGAAAGAGAGAUACAGCCCACUGUUGCUAUUGGAUUAUGGAAGGGAUUUGCAAUUUGCAUUAAUCUGUGUACAACAGCCACUCAAUCUGAGCGCUGUUCGCGCCUGGACGCUCUCACACACGAUCCCGUACAUGCAGAGGCACUGAAACAUAUACACACCUCCAAAAGUGCAUGAAGAUACAAGGAGAAAUAUUCAGACUUUUUGGAUGAUGAACCUCUUCUGCUUCACUCUGGAUGGCUCUACAGACAGCCUGUAUGAGCCUACCCAGAGUGUCAAGAACAGCCAAGACUUAUUACACAAAGGGGGAGCAUUACCCAGAAUGCCGUGCAGCCCCAGGGCUGUGAGUGGAUCAGAGACUAUCAUGAAGCUUCCAAAGACUUGCACAAAUAAAAUCCACUUGGAAAAAGCAAAAAGAAAGUCCCAAAUAAUAACAGCAUCUGAGGAUGAAGCUUCAGAUCAUCCAGUGCCUGGUUAUAGCCACAGUCCCACCACCAAGAAAAAAGACAGAUGGACAGACAGUCAAAAUGAUUUCGACACAGAAACGGUCAAAGAUCAGCACCGGCUUAAACUCUUCCUAAAGGAUGAGAAUGAUGAAACGGUGUGUUCGGAGGAAGUGUUGAGAAAUUCUUCAAUUCAGGGUGUGAAUUUUGAGGCCUGGAAUCCCAACAGAGAAAACCCCGAUGGCAGGCAGCCAGACUUGUUCAGGAGGACAGAAGGUGAGGAGGAAGCACAAGGGACGCUCAAGAGGAUCCAGAAACUGGUGGGAGUUAAGAAGGGAACUCAAAUCAGCACAGAGGAUUUGAGGAACAAAACAAACAGUAGUGGUGGCCACCUGACAGAAUCCGAGGGUAAAGACAACAGUCCAGUCAUAACCUGCAUCAGCCUGACCAAAAAAACUGAGAAAAAGCCCACAACAUGUUCCACACAAUACGUACAGCAAUCCCAGAAGCCUCUUCAAAGAAAAGAUGUAAAUAAAACAGAAGCUUCCUGGAGUCCAGGCCUCUUUCAGGAAUACUGGAGUCCCAUAAUCUAUUCUCCAGGCUGGGACACCGCCACACACACCUGCCACAGGUCAACAGCCGAACAGGUCAUGUACAACUUCAACUUCACCCUCCCCAGGGCCACAGAUUGGGACAAAUAUGAGGAGCUCUUCCACCAACUGGACCCUUACAAACGAGACCAGCAAGCCAGAUGGAUCACGCACUCCGUCAUGGAUCUGGACCUGGCUAACCACGUGGUAAGAUCAGUGUUCAUGUAUCUCAGUUUAGUGUGUUGUGAGCAUUAA